Molecule: messenger RNA, 1197 nt
Organism: Alternaria infectoria
Lineage: Eukaryota; Fungi; Ascomycota; Dothideomycetes; Pleosporales; Pleosporaceae
Exons: 3
Coding region: 1-1197 (398 amino acids)
Source: RefSeq, a predicted model, not a curated record
AUGGCUGCCCGAUUCGCGCUCGUAGCGAUCGCUAAUGCCGCCAUUGCGAGCGCGCAGUUCUUGGAUGAUGACUACACUACCACUCGUUAUACUUCAGCAUACUGGACCUACACCUACGCUCAAGCGGAGGUUGCCACACAAAGCCUGUACACAUAUUAUGACGACACCGUCGCUACCGAGACUUACACUGAGUACCGCACUAUCAAGGAUGGAGUCACUCCUACGAUCGCACCGUACUCGACGUCCACAGCCCUCGGCUACUACGACGAUCUUGAGGUCGUAUACGCGUAUUACACAACUAGUGCGGUGGCCGAAUCUGAUCUUGUGCCUGAAUCUCGUGUGAUUACAUGGAUCAUCAUCAUUGCAUGCAUAAUCCCCGGGCUCUUCCUACUUGGAUUUCUCGAGUCUUGGUUCUGGUUCCGUCGCCUCAUGCUCGGUAAGAGUGCCAUGCGUUUUGAUCGCCGAAGUGCUGAAGAUCAGAAGAUGUUGGCUGAGAGAUGGAAGAACAUGGGUAGCGGAGCGGCUUUUAAGGCUUGGUGGAAGUGGGGAUUCCGUCAUAGGUACCCUGAGGAGUUGCUGGGUCAGUUCAGCAAGACCACCGUCGGCUUCGUACCGCCCGGCCAGCCGUUGUAUCCAGCCAUGGCACAAACACCCGGUGCUUCCCAGCCUAUGGUCCCUGGUCAAGUUUACUACUACGGCCCCCCGCCUCCGGGCUGGGUCGUGUCACCGAACGGAGGAUUCGUUCCACCUCAAGGCUACACGUACCCACCUCCUCAGCAAGCUGGCUACUACGGCGAUAUGACCAAGGCUGGACCGGUGGUGUCUCAAUCUUCCGUUUCGGCAGUGGGCUACCCACAACCGCAGCAGCAGAUGGGCAAUGUCUCUCCUAUGGCACCUCAGGUCCCCCAGGCUGCGCAUACUGCUCCUCAGAACGGCUCUCAUACCCCUACGCCAUAUGGCGCCCCACCGAACGUGGGUACAAUGCCAGAACAAGCACCGCCUCGAAGCCCUUCACCCGAGGGCCCGUCACCCCCACUUCCACCUCGUCCUGUGGCUAAGGGAGCUCCGCAGAUACCACCUGUGAAUGUGGGCGAUGCAACAACGACAGACGAUGCAGCAAAACAAGAGCCCGCCGCACCGGCUACUGCUCCUCCCCCGCCGAAGAACGACCCCAACGACCGGAGCUUGUAUGAGUAG